Macadamia integrifolia is the source of this 348-nucleotide messenger RNA. RefSeq names its product phenylcoumaran benzylic ether reductase Betv6-like. Lineage: Eukaryota; Viridiplantae; Streptophyta; Magnoliopsida; Proteales; Proteaceae. The coding region runs from base 1 to 348 and encodes 115 amino acids. The record is from RefSeq and is a predicted model, not a curated record. The transcript has 3 exons.
AUGGCUUCGAACAGCAAGAUUUUGAUCAUCGGAGGUACUGGUUACAUCGGAAAAUACAUCGUAGAAGCAAGCGCAAAGUCCGGCCACCCGAUCUUCGCUUUGGUCAGGGAAAGCACAGCUUCUGAUCCUGUCAAGGCCCAGCUCCUUGAGAGCUUCAAGAACUCUGGUGUCACUUUGGUCCAUGGAGAUCUUUAUGAUCAUGAGAGUCUGGUGAAGGUGAUUAAGCAGGUGGAUGUGGUGAUCUCCACAGUGGGUGACGGACAGUUAGUGGAUCAGGUUAAGAUCAUUGCUGCCAUUAAAGAAGCUGGAAAUGUCAAGUUCAUUGAUGGGUUCUAUGGAAUCCAUUAG